AUUCCAUACUCAUUGACUCGACCACCCCAAUUCACUGAGUCAACUUGCCGCCAUGUCCGAUCACCAACGAAGCCGAAAAAUCGACCCUUUCCUCCUCAGUUACACCGCCGACGAACUCCUAAUUGCCUCUGAGUUUCUAUCUAAUUGGUUCCCUUUUCUCUCUCGUGGCCUCUGCCAAAGCUGUACGCUCACACUCUCCCACUGCAUUCGAUCCCUCGACCUCGAGGCUGCUGGUGAUGCAGAACGAUUGAAGCAACAAGAGGAUUUUACAGUUUUGACUCCCGAACUUCCUGAUUCAAACUACUGUAACGGGAAUCUUGACAAUUGUGUCAAUAAUUCACUUGGGAGUUGGAAAGAGUGUGUUAACUUAUAUGAUACUGCUGAUACAAACUCAUUGGGUAGUUGGAAAGACGGCGCAGAUAGUGCAGAACGUUUGAAGCAACAAGAGAAUUUCACAGUUUUUACUCCAGAACUUCCUGAUUCGAACGACUGUAAAGGAAAUCUUCACAGUUGUGUCAAGAAUUCACUUGGGAGUCGGAAAGAGUGUGCUGACUUAUAUGAUACUGCCGAUACAAACUCAUUGGGUAGUUGGAAAGACGGCGCAGAUAGUGCAGAACAUUUGAAGCAACAAGAGAAUUUCACAAUUUUUACUCCAGAACUUCCUGAUUCGAAUGACUGUAACGGAAAUCUUGACAAUUGUGACAACAAUUCACUUGGGAGUUGGAAAGAGUGUGCUGACUUUUAUGAUACUGCAGAUACAAACUCAUUGGGUCGUUGGAAAGACGGCGCAGAUGGGCCAGAGCAUUUUGAUGAGGCAUCGGUGCGUAGGAAUAGAUCAGAUAGUUAUGUAGGUGGUGCAAAUCGCUCAUCACGACUUGUUGAAGAGGCCUCGAGAAGUAAAACAUUCAGCUCACCCAUACCUGCGGCAAGCCUGAGGAUGAAAAUGUCAUGGGCAGAUAUGGCUCAGGAGGAUGAGCUUGAUGCUGAGGAUAUUAGUGAGUCGACUAGCUGGAGUAGUCAGUUAGGUAAUGGCAAUGGUGUGAAUGAAGAGGAAACUUCUGUUCAGGAGACUAAGCGAAAAACGGAACUGUCAAGGGAACAAAGAGAGCACAUUCGGUUUUGUAAUGUAAAGAGGAAGAAGGAUUUCAUAUGCUUGGAAAGAGUUAAUGGGGAAGUUGUGAAUAUACUUGAUGGCUUGGAGCUACAUACUGGUGUCUUUAGCAUGGCUGAGCAAAAUAGGAUUGUUAAAUUUGUAGAGAAGCUUGAGGAGAUGGGGAAGAAUGGGCAAUUAAAAGAGCGAACUGAUACAGCGCCACAGAAGUGGAUGAGGGGUAAAGGACGUGUGACAAUCCAAUUUGGUUGUUGCUACAACUAUGCUAAGGAUAAGAAAGGCAAUCCCCCAGGGAUUUUCAAGACUGAAACUGUUGAUCCAUUGCCUAAUCUUCUUAAGGUCAUGAUUAGAAGGCUUGUAAGAUGGCAUGUUAUGCCUCCAAAUUGUGUUCCAGACAGCUGUAUUAUCAAUAUUUAUGAAGAGGGGGAUUGCAUUCCACCUCAUAUCUACAAUCAUGAGUUUGUUCGUCCAUUUUGUACUGUCUCAUUCCUUAGCGAGUGUAAUAUAGUUUUUGGAUCAAAUUUGAAAACAGUGGCUCCUGGUGAGUUUGCCGGUGCAAUUGCAAUUCCCUUGCCAGUGGGGUCUGUUCUUGUCUUGAAUGGAAAUGGAGCUGAUGUGGCUAAACACUGUGUGCCAGCUGUUCCUACUAAAAGGAUUUCAAUUACAUUUAGGAGAAUGGAUGAAUCUAAAAGGCCAACUGGAUAUGUUCCUGAGCAGGAUUUACUAGGUCUUCAGCCAUUAUCAUACGAAGCAGAUAGAUAUGCGAAAUCAAACACCUCUAAACCAAGGCAUUCUACAAGAAAACAGUUGGGAACACAAGAAGAGAAUAAGGAAACAGUAAAGAUAUCAACUGAGAAGAAUUUCAAGCCACGUUACUUUGGUCGAAAUCAACAACGACCUGCAGCAAAUAUGCGAAGAGUCUGGGUGACUGUAGAUAAAUGAAUGCAUGUUGUGACUAUUUUAAUUGCU
Messenger RNA from Nicotiana attenuata, 2080 nucleotides. RefSeq lists its product as uncharacterized. NCBI's taxonomy places the organism in Eukaryota, Viridiplantae, Streptophyta, Magnoliopsida, Solanales, Solanaceae. The transcript has 6 exons. The record is from RefSeq and is a predicted model, not a curated record. Gene Ontology annotation, molecular function: demethylase activity; mRNA binding. Gene Ontology annotation, biological process: mRNA catabolic process. Bases 53 to 2053 code for a protein of 666 amino acids.